Messenger RNA from Drosophila suzukii, 3694 nucleotides. RefSeq names its product Neuropilin and tolloid-like (gene Neto). Lineage: Eukaryota; Metazoa; Arthropoda; Insecta; Diptera; Drosophilidae. The record is from RefSeq and is a predicted model, not a curated record. Gene Ontology annotation, molecular function: protein binding.
CAUUUCACUACCAAAACAUUCGCGUUUCGGUGCUGAUAAAAGAGAAACACAAUAUAUACGAUUUUUAAAAGUUACAUUUUAGUUUUUCUUAAAUCUAUAAAAAUCUUUUUUUUUUGUUGUUGAUUUUUUGUGUGCAAGAGUGCAAAAGUGUUAGUGUCUGUGAAAAGAGUGCCGGCUUGAAAAAUGCGCGCCAAAAAUUGAGAAAUAUUCACAGAGCGCAGUGGCAAAAAAAACUAAUCAAACUACAAUUUCAAAACGACCCAAGGAGAUAAACAUAAAUAAAUAAUCUGAAGUGCAUAGUUGGGGGAUACGGCGAUAUUUAUGUGGAAAUCUAAGGACAGGCAAAUUGAAAAAUAAAUGGCGCAUGAUUAACCAACGGUCUUUUGCUCGUCGGGAUUUUUGCGUUACGUGUAAAGGACUCUUGCUGCGAGCGGCGAGUGAGAAAGAGAGAGGAAGCCAGCGGGCCAGAGGGAGACGGAGACAAUAAGACUGAAGCUGGCAAACCUCACACAAAAUGCGAAGAAGAAGAAGCAGUGGCGGGGCACAACAACCACAGCAGCGGCCACACGAACAGCAACAGCAACAAAAUCAAAGGUUAAGCCACGGCCCACGCUGUUCGCUGCUAAUGCUGCUAAUUGUUGGGCAAGCAGUUUACGCUUCUGCCGCCAGUGAGCUAAUCGCAAAUCGCUCGACGCCCACGGACGAAUCGGUGGCAAAGCCCCAUCCCCCCGGCGACCUUCCAUCGAAUUCGACCCCUGCCACGCCCCCCAAAUUCACCAGCCCCUUUCGGGAGGCGGAUGUCGCGGAGGGGGAGGCGGAGGUCGACUGGGGGGCGAGGCAGCAUCCGCUGACCAUUUCCCGGCCGCCGAGAGCGGGACGCAGCGAGCGGCAGGCGGAGGAGGAUCAGGUGGACCGCUGCCGGCUGUUCGUCGAGGGGGAUCCCACCAAGAACGAGCUCUACAGCCCCGAGUAUCCCAACCUCUAUCCGAAGAACAUCAACUGCACCAGGGUGAUAACAGCGCCAAAGGGACAAAUCAUACGCCUGGACUUUCGCAACUCGUUUAAUAUCGAGGCCAAGGAGGAGUGCAAAUUUGAUUUUCUAGAAAUACGGGAUGGGCAGUACGGCUUCUCCACGCUGAUCGGCAAGUUCUGCGGCACCGACUUCCCGCCAGAGAUCACCUCCAAGGAGCGCUACCUGUGGCUGCACUUCCACUCCGACGAGACCAUCGAGUAUACCGGGUUCAGUGCCGUCUAUGAGUAUCUGGACAGGAACCGGGAGGCCCCGAGCACCGAUCUCAACUGCACCAUCGAGAAGGGCGGCUUUGAGGGGUUCAUCAACUCCACGGACGUGCCGGCGGAGAUCCGGGAGCAGGUCAACCACAACAAGAUCGCCCUCGACUGCAUCUGGCGCAUCCAGGUCAAGGAGAACUGGAAGAUAUUCCUCAAGUUUCUGGACUUCAAGCUGAGCAAACCGAACGAUUGCGAUACCAACUUCCUGGAUAUAUUUCCCGAGCAGACGGUGAUGCCACUCAGGGUUAAGAACUUUUGCGGUUCGGCUGGCGAGAGUAUUACGGCUGACUCGAACAUCCUGCACUUGCGCUUCUACGCAGAUCAAAUCGCGAUUAACUCGACAUUCGGCAUCCUAUUCACGGCGUUCCGGGACCGAGGAGCUGCCUGCACCGAGGACGAGUACGAUUGCGAGGACGCGACCUGCAUAUCAAAGGAUUUGAAAUGUAAUAGCCAGGACAAUUGUAAAUUUCGAUGGGACGAGGAGGGCUGUACGGGCGAGGCGGCUGGCCAAUCGGAGCAUGUGGUCAUCAUUGUGAUUGUGUUUGGCCUGAUACUCGGCGGAAUGGUCAUUACGUUCAUCGUCAAUUGCAUACGCAAGAUAAUACGUGAUCAGAAGAUAAUACGCGAGCACAUCCGGGAGUCAAAGGAGAGCAAGCUGGACGAGAUGGGCCGCAAUUCCAAGGGUCGUUCACGGGAGAACAUUUCCAGGCAAAAGCACUCGCAGACCUCGCUGCAGAUCCUGGACGACGUGUCGAACCGAUAUUACCGCGAGGCCGUGCCCCUGUCGACGCAGUCGAGCAAGGCGGACUUCAAGGAGAAGGAGCACAGCAUCCUGCGCCGGCACGCGGACAUGACCCAAACGAGUCUCUGCGGCAUCGAGGAUGAUGGCGAGUCCAGCUCGACGACCACCGCCACCCAUGAGCUGAUGACAAAGGCGUCCAUGUCGGCGGUGCCCUCCAAUGCCUGCGAUAUGGGCUGCCAGACGAGGGAAUCGCUGUUUGUCAACAGUCCCGGAAUUGGACCGUCGGCGGGUGCGGCCGUUGGUGUUGCCGUUGGCAUUGGUAUUGCUGUUGCUCCCGGCGGCGGUGUUGCCACGCUAAUGAGACAAAAGUCCAGCUCCUCCUCGCUGGGCGGGAAUAGCGGCUCUGGGGUCGGGGUCGGUGCCAUGAUGAUGCCGCCCCCGCCGCCGCGCUUCUUUUCCACCUUCGGCUAUGAGCCGUCGGGAUCGCCGGCGGUGGCAACGCUGACACGUCGCAGCAUGCACCAGCAGCAGCAGCAACAUCAGCAGCAGCAGCAACACCACCAGCUGCCGCGCCAGGAGUCCAUGGAGAUGGAGGAGCGACACAGCGGCCGCUCGCACUACGGCGGACUGCUGGUGGCCUCGACGGUCAAGCAGCCGCAGGAGAUCUGUCACCAUCAUCACCAGCAUCAGCAGCAGCAGCAGCAGCAGCAGCAGCAGCAUGCACAGCAGCAACAUGCACAGCAGCAGCAACUUGCACAGCAGCAACAGCAACAGCAACAGCAGCAGCGACUGCAUCAUGCACAUCCCCAUCCACAUCCGCCGAGCAUUGCUGCCCGUCUGCCCACGAUGAAGGGACACGGAGCCAUGGGACAGACAACGAUCCUGCCCGGCAGCAACAAGCAGCAGCAGCAGCAGCAGCAUCAACAUCAGCAGCAUCAGCAGCAGCAACAGCAGAAGAACGAGGAGUCCAAAGUGUUUAUCGACAUACGGAAUUCAGCACCAGACGUGAUUAUCAUGACGUCCCAUUGACAUUUAAGGAUGGCCCGCCAAUCAGCAACAACAACGGUAGAGAGCAGGAGCAUCAGCAGCAGCAACAGCAACAGCAGCAACAUCAGCAACAGCAGCAACAUCGGCGGAAAGAGGAUGCGUUGCAGCAACUGGACAUCGGCCAACAUAUUAACCGCAGCCGCAGCGUCGCUGAUGACACAACAAGGACACGAAGGAGGCGCGUUGCAAUCAGCCAGUGGGCCAGUGGGUGGUGCUGGUGCUUUCUUCUUUCACCCACCCAUUUCGCCACUCGCAACAUGCCAACCCACCCACCGCCGCCCACAUCCGGUUUGCAUUCCGUUGCACUCGUUUCGCGCUUUCCUUUUCCCGCUUUUAAAGUAAGGUGUACGCGGUCUUUUAAAUUGCUGCAGUCAAAAGUUUUCGUAAUGAAGACGCCAAACUUGUUCUGUAACCAUUGUUUUUAAAAAGUUCUUUAACUGACUUUUAAGUAUUUUAUUUCUUGCGAUUUGGUAAAGCCAAUUAAGGAGCUUGAAGCGAAGGAUAAGGCAUAUAUAUACAUACAACUGCGUUUAAGUUAAUAAUAUUAUUUUAGCACAAAUCUCCCUGUCAUUAAUCUUCCGGGUUAUUACAAAGAGUUUUUUAAGUGUACAUAAU